Molecule: messenger RNA, 1658 nt
Organism: Cryptomeria japonica (Japanese cedar)
Lineage: Eukaryota; Viridiplantae; Streptophyta; Pinopsida; Cupressales; Cupressaceae
Product: nuclear pore complex protein NUP98B-like
Exons: 1
Coding region: 1-1221 (406 amino acids)
Biological process (GO): post-transcriptional tethering of RNA polymerase II gene DNA at nuclear periphery; RNA export from nucleus; protein import into nucleus
Cellular component (GO): nuclear pore cytoplasmic filaments; nuclear pore
Molecular function (GO): structural constituent of nuclear pore
Source: RefSeq, a predicted model, not a curated record
AUGCAAAGUUGUAUAUUGAGGUAUUUCUCAGCACUAGAGAUUUGUUGUUUUCGAGAUGCGAAAAAAAAUUCGCCAGGUGCUAUCAAGGAUGCAAACAUUCAGAACAAUUUGCUGUCCUCUAAGCUAGUUGAUGGUCCUGUAAAAUCAUCUUUCAGACAGAAUAGUUCUAAUCAGAAGCAAGAUCACAGAGGAAGUGAUUAUAUAUCAUUAUCUGGUCAUAGAGCUGGUGAAGCUGCUGUUUUUUGUGCGCAUGGUGCAAAUAUUGAAGCACUCAUGCCCAAACUUGGACAUUCUGACUACUAUACUGAACCAAAGAUACAAGAACUAGCAGCAAAAGAACGUGCUGAACCAGGUUAUUGCCAACGGGCGAAGGACUUUGUUGUUGGAAGGAAAGGCUACGAUUCUAUUAAGUUUUUUGGAGAAAGUGAUGUUAGGCAGCUGGAUUUAGAUAGUAUAAUUCAAUUUAACGAGUGUAAGAUUUCUGUGUAUGAAAAGCAUGAAAGUAAAAUACCACCAGUCGGACAGGGCCUUAAUAAACCGGCAGAGAUAACCCUGUUAAAUGUUAAGUGUGUUGACAAGAAGACAGGUCAACAUUGUACAGAGGUUGUGGUAGUAGACGAAUUUGAGAGAAAGUUGAAAAGGAUAACUGAAAAGAAAGGGGCAGAAUUUAUGUCAUACAAUGCUAUUAAAGAAGAAUUUAAAUUCCGUGUCAAACAUUUCAUACCAACUCCAGGACAGGGCCUUAGUAAAUCGGCAGAGAUGACCUUGUUAAAUGUUGAAAGUGUUGAUCAGCAUUGUACGAAGGGUGUGGAAGUGGACAAAUCUAAGAAACGGCUGAAAAGAAAAACUGAAGACUUCUUGGGGGAAGAAUUUAUGUCAGACAAUGCUAUUGAAGCAGAAUGUAAAUCCCGUGUGAAACAUUUCAUACCAACUCCAGGACAGGGCCUUAGUAAACCGGCAGACAUGACCUUGUUAAAUGUUAAAAGUGUUGAUCAGCAUUGUAUGAAGGGUGUGGAAGUGGAAAAAUAUGAGAAAAGGCUGAAAAGAAAAACGGAAGACCUCGGGGAAGAAUUUAUGUCAGAUAAUGCUAUUGAAGCAGAACGUAAAUCCCGUCUGAAACGUUGUAGUCAGCAAGGUCUUGAUGAAUCUGGGUUCUGGAAGAUGUGGAGAAAUUUGAGAGAAUUCUCAAUGGAAUAUCUCAAGAGCAAUGUAUGCAAUUGAUGUUAUACACUGUGUGGUGAAGUAAAAUGAUGAACUUUCUGUGGAGAAAACUGUAUGAACAGUCUCAGCUAUUGAGGAUCACAAGGAUAUGAAGCAAGGAUCAAACUGUUUAGUUUCUGGCAGCUCAACCCUUUAAAUGUAGUUUUAUGCUGUGUUAAAUGUUUAUUGCUAUAUUCAAACAUUUUGGGUUACCAUUAUGACCAUCCUUUGAUUUAUUCUGUCAAAAACAUUUUUAUGCCUUUCCUAUAUGCUUCCACAUUUUGUAAUCAUGUCUACUAGGGCAAAUGUAUUGUAAGGUUUCAUAAUAUUUUGAUGGAUGUCCAUACACGAUCCCAAAUAUUACAAUUGUUAUAGGUUGCAUGGAUAAUGGCAAAGGGUGAGUGUUUGGCUUUCACCUCUUGAUUUCAUUUCCUAGAAUCCUUUUACAGCCUUUUCAA